Molecule: messenger RNA, 1125 nt
Organism: Acanthosepion pharaonis
Lineage: Eukaryota; Metazoa; Mollusca; Cephalopoda; Sepiida; Sepiidae
Source: the annotation of a GenBank genome assembly
AUGGUAAUAUAUACUCUAUCCUUCUCGCGACCCAUCUUUUCUUUCUUUUCUUCCGGAAAGAGUUUCUCUUUUACUCUUUAUAUAAACAUCUUUCCUCCUCCUCUCUCUCUCUCUCUCUCUCUCUCUCUCUCUCUUUUCCUGUAUAAGAAAUUAUUUUUCUCUUUUAUAAUCUUUUCCCUUUUUUUUCUGAUUUUUCUAUCUUCUCCCUUUUUUUUUCUUCAUUUUUCUUUCUUCCUUUUUCUUUCUUCAUUUUUCUUUCUUCUUUUUCAUCCCUGUUCAUAUAUUUUAAUUGUUUCUACCAUUUUUAUCAUGCAUAACUCCUACUUCUUUAUGAUUUUUCAUUUCUUUCGUUCAUUUUUUUUCGAUAAUUUUUGUUCAUCCCGUUUUCAUCUUUCAAAACUCUAUUAUGCUUCAUUCCUCACCUACUUUUCUCUUUUAGUUAUUUAUUCUUUCCUUCCUUUUCUAUAUCACUUUUUGGUUAUUCAUGCUAUUAUUGUUUUUCAUUCACACUCUUUUUUUUUCAUAAAUUUCAUUCAUCAAAUUUCUUCUAAUUUUUCUACGAUUUCUUUUUUCUAUGAUUCAUCCCCCGCUUCUGUAUUUUUCUUUUCUAAUUCAUUUUUCUUAUCUUUCUUUUGUUCACCUUUUUAUUACGUAUACAUGUUCAUUUUUCAAUAUUUUCAUCGUUUUCUUCAUCUCUCGAUACAGCUUUCUUCUUUUUUCUUUUUGGCCUUUGUUUUAAAUAUUGCAACCUUUUAUGUUAACCUCUCUUCUCUCUUUUUCUUUUUAUUCUCCUUCUUUCUUAUUCAUUUAUUUUUAUUCCUCUAUAUUUUUCAAUUUUCUUUUCCUUCUUUUAUUUUUAUUCUUUUUGUCGUCUUCCUGUUUUCGUCAUAUUUUUCUGUCUUUCCUCAUUCCUUUUAUCCUUCUCCCUCCGCUCUCUUUCGAUUUUUUCUCCAAUUUCUUUCCUUCCUUUCCUUUAUCUCCUCUUUCUUUUAUUCUUUCUUUUUACUUUCUUUCACAGCUCCUGAACCCAAAGAUAUCAGCGGUCUUCAUCAGGAUGUAAUUGCUUUAAAGGAGGCAACUGCAGUAAGCAAGACGAUGUCCAGUCGCCGGAGGUGGGGGGGGUAG